AUGAAAUUUGUUGAUGCUUGGAUGGACAAGGAUAAUGUUAUGCUGAGUGAAACAGAUAUAAAUGAAUGUGCUGUUGACAAUGGUGGCUGUCGGGGCCAAUGCUAUAAUACAAUUGGCAGUUAUUACUGCAAAUGUCAAGCUGGCCAGACACUGGAGGAAGAUGGCAAAGGAUGUAAAGAUGUUGAUGAAUGUGUGCUGGUGAAUGGAGGCUGCCAGCAGCGCUGUAUUAACACUCUGGGCACCUUCCACUGUGAAUGUGAUACUGGAUACAGACUUCAUGCUGAUGAACGCACCUGCAUAAAGAUGGACCCUUGCACAGGUGGGAAUGGAUGUUCCCACAUCUGUCAGAUUGAAAAUGGUGUUGCCAUGUGUUCCUGCCACCCAGGGUACCAGUUGUCUGAAGAUACAAAGGCCUGCAGAGACAUAAAUGAAUGUGCAGAAGGACUUGCUCACUGUAGCCAUAAUUGUGUGAACACAGAUGGGGCUUUCAGUUGUACUUGCCACCCUAGCUUUGAGCUUGGAGCUGAUGGAAAACAGUGUUACAGAAUUGAAUUGGAAAUUGUCAACAGCUGUGAAAAGAAUAAUGGUGGUUGUUCCCAUCAUUGUGAGCACACUGUUGGUGGACCUCACUGUUUCUGUGACCAAGGAUACCAUCUUGAUUUAGAUGAGAAGACUUGCAUAGAUGUUGAUGAAUGUGAAAAUGGAGAGUCCUGCUGUACCCAGCUCUGUAUCAACUAUUUAGGAGGCUAUGAAUGUGGUUGUUCAGACGGUUUUCGACUCAGUUCUGAUGGUUGUAGAUGUGAUGAUGUGGAUGAAUGUCUGGAUAUCAGUUUAGUCUGUGAGCAGCUUUGUAUUAACUCUGUGGGAGCAUAUGACUGUUCUUGUGAAGAAGGCUACAGAAUUGGAAGUGAUGGGAAAACUUGCAUCCCUUUAGAUGAUGAUGAGUUAGAAGAAGAAGAAGAUGAAGAAGAAGAAGAGCAAUUAGAAGUUGUGAGAUUUCCACGCCUUCUAUUCAAAAGUCAACCUCAGCUGCUUUAUUAUGUGGCUGCCUCUCUGUCUCCCACCUACCAAGAUGAAGGUGAGGACAAAGAUUGA
Messenger RNA from Suncus etruscus (white-toothed pygmy shrew), 1095 nucleotides. RefSeq names its product EGF-like and EMI domain-containing protein 1. Bases 1 to 1095 code for a protein of 364 amino acids. Lineage: Eukaryota; Metazoa; Chordata; Mammalia; Eulipotyphla; Soricidae. The record is from RefSeq and is a predicted model, not a curated record. Gene Ontology annotation, molecular function: calcium ion binding. The transcript is spliced from 9 exons.